AUGUGCGGAGGCGAGCUGCUGCACGCGCCGAAGGCAGCGACGCCUCUGCCGCGCUUUCUGUUUAACGCCGCCGUGCAGCCGCUGCUGCGCCGCAUCCGCCAGUGGGCGUUCCGCCCCUCCCACGCCGCCGCCGCCGCGUUCGCGGCGGCCGCAGCGGACAGCUUCGGCGAGCCCGGGCCGGGCGUCGAGGCCGCGGCGGGGGCGGCGGCUGCGGCGGCGCUGCCGCUGCGGACGGGCGCCGCGGCGGACGCGUUGGCCGGCGCCUGGGACAAGCUGCAGCGGGGGGCGCCGCCGUGCCCCGGCUUCCUGUCUCGCGCGCGGCGGGACCUGGAGGAAGCCGGCCGGCAGCUGCAGCUGCUGCAGCUGCUGGGCGGCGCGCCGGCGGCGCUCGCGCGGCGGCUGGGCGCGCUGGCGGACGCGGAGGCGCGGGAGCUCCGGCUUAUCCUAUCGAGCGGCCUGGGGCCGGGCAAGGACGCACCUAGAGCACAGAGGCCCGGCGCCGACACUGGCGGGCAUAGCGGUGGCCGCAGCGGGGAAGACGGCGGCAGCGACCAGCUGACCCUGCUGCUGCGCGGCGGUAGCGGCCGCGGCGGCGGCGGCGGCGGCUCUGACACCGGGGCGCCGCAGGGCGCAGAGAGCCUCGAUAUUGGGAUGAGCCUGGAGCUGCUCGGGCAGAUCGGGGAGGCGGUGGAGGAGUAUGGGCGGCUGCGGGCGCAGGAAGCGGAGCACUUGCUGGGCCUCAUGGGCCGGGAGAGGGGGGCGGCUGCAGCCGCGGAGCAUGCAGCCGUGGUGGCCAGGUGGCACGAAAAAGCGGCGCAGCAGGAGGCGGCCCGCGAGGCGCGGCUGCUCGAGGCAGCGGGGCGGCGAGCGCGGCGGGCGGAGCUGCUGCAGCAGCAGAGGCGCGCGGCGGACGAGCGGGCGCAGAGGCCGCGGGAGGCGCGACGCGCGGCGCUCGCGGAGGAGCGCGCCCUGCUCGCGGCAGACCUGCGGGCGGAGCGGCGGCGCGCGGAGGAGGAGCUGGCGCAGGAGCUGGCGCGCUGCAGCCCUGCGGCAGCGGGACGAUCACCGCCGGGCGCGCUUGCGGGGCCGGCGGCGGGCGCGGAGGCGGAGGCGGCGCUGGUUGGGGUGGUGGGCGAGGAGCAGGGUGCGGCGGCAGCUGGGUCCGAGCGGGCGGAGAGCCCGAUUAGUGUGGAUGAUGUCAUGCUUCAAGAGGCGCAGGAGGGGCAGGGCGACGGCGCAGGUGGUCUUGCAGCGUCGGACACAGGUGGCGAGGGCGGGGCGCGGCCAACGGCCGAUGCCGCGUCGCCGCCGCCGGAGGCCGCAGCGGCGGCUGGCGGCGCGCGGGCGAGACGCGGCGCUGCGGCGCAGUCUGACCCGGGGCAGCGCGCCGCGGGCAUUGUGGGCCCGCGGCCGACGUGGGGCGCCGUCAAGCAGCCGUUUGCUGCCGCCGGCGCCGCUGCUCGGGGCCAAGAGACCGUCGCAUCAAUUCUGGGCGGCGGCGGCAGCGCGGGAACAGCGGUGGCGCCGGCGCCGGUGCCAGCGCGCCGGGCUGGCGGCAUCGUCCGGCAGCGCAGCAGCUCCGCAGGCGGCUGGCCGCAGCUCGCUGCCCCGCCCUCAAGGUGGGGCGCGGCGCACAACCCGUUCCCUGCGGCGGGCCAGCUGUCUGCGGCGCAAAUUUCUGUCGCAACGGUGGCACAGCCAGCGCACGUCCGGCAGCAGCCGCAGCAACAGCAGGAGGCGCAGCCGGCUGGCAGCAUAGCCGUCGCGGGCGAGACGGCUUCUGCCGUCGCCUCCCUUGCCGCCAUCAACGCCGCCCGCAGCGGGGCCGUCAUGGCCGCAGCAGAGGGCCAAGAAGGUCCAGCGCCGGCGAGCGGCCGCUUGGUGGGCGGCCGCAGGCGGCCGCUCGGGGACGCGGCGCCCCUGCCGUUGGUGCUGGAGGUCGCCGUCACGGCGCCCCUGGCGGCGCAGGCGCGGCUCGUCACCGGCGCCUGCUGGCGGCUGCUGGUGUCCCACUGGGACCUGCCGGCCGCCAUCCGUUCCCUGGCGCACCUAUACUUCCAUGGAGCAGGCGACCUGGCCGACUUUCUAGCCGCAGGCGCCGAGGGGAUGCUCUCCGCGGGCCGCGCGCCGCCGCCGGCGGUCGCGCAGGCGGCGCUCGAGGCGGCGGUGCACCCCGACCGCCGCGUGCUGCCCGCAUCCUCGGCCGACGCCGGUGGCUUGGAAACGGACGCCGACGCCGCUGCAGUGCGCGGGCUGGAACUCGGGGACUCGCUCGUGCUGACCUGUCAAGUGCCCUGGCCGCUCUCCCUGGUGGUGGCCCCCAGCCACCUGGGGCAGUACGCGGACGUGUUCAGCGCCCUGCUGCGCGCACGCCGCGCGUCGCUGCGCCUGGACGCGCUCUGGCGGCGCCUCUGCACGCGCGGCAGCGAGGGCGAGGCGCUCAAUCUCGGCGGCGGCGGCGACGGCGCGGCCGCCGGCGCAGCGCGGGUGAAGCGGCUGCGGCGGUGGCUGCACCUCGCCGCGCACUGCGCGCGGAGCUGGCGGGCGUUUGCGCACGAGCAGCUGCUCUGUGGGACGUGCGAGGCGCUCGCGCGGCAGCUGGAGGCGGCGCCGAUGAGCGUGGCGGGGAUGCGUGCGGCGCACGCGGGCAUGCUCGCGCGGGCGCUGCGCGCGUGCCUGCUGCCGCCGGCGCCGAGGGAUUCGGAUGCGGCGGCGGCGGCGGAGGCGGAGCCGCCGUGGCUGGCGCCGCUCGCGGCAGAUGUCAAUGGCCUAGUGAGCUGCUGUUGGCGCCUGCAGGCCCUUGCCGCCGGGGCGCUCACGGCCGGCGAGGCGGACGGCGGCGGCUCGGUCGAGCCGGGCGGCGGAUGGCCGCAGGGCGGCGCGGCCGACGGCGGCGGCGACGGCGGCGGCGGCUGGGAGCGGGUCGAGGCGGUGGCGGCUGAGCUGGAGGCGCAGCUGGGGCGCGCGCGGGAGCGGCUGGGCGCGGCGGCGGCGUCGGAUCCCACUUGGCAGGGGCUGCUGGCCCGGCUGGGGUGA
Messenger RNA from Monoraphidium neglectum, 3036 nucleotides. RefSeq lists its product as hypothetical. NCBI's taxonomy places the organism in Eukaryota, Viridiplantae, Chlorophyta, Chlorophyceae, Sphaeropleales, Selenastraceae. Gene Ontology annotation, biological process: mitotic cell cycle; meiotic cell cycle; microtubule nucleation. Bases 1 to 3036 code for a protein of 1011 amino acids. Gene Ontology annotation, molecular function: gamma-tubulin binding; microtubule minus-end binding. The record is from RefSeq and is a predicted model, not a curated record. Gene Ontology annotation, cellular component: centrosome; gamma-tubulin small complex; equatorial microtubule organizing center. The transcript is spliced from 6 exons.